Molecule: messenger RNA, 1838 nt
Organism: Rosa rugosa (rugosa rose)
Lineage: Eukaryota; Viridiplantae; Streptophyta; Magnoliopsida; Rosales; Rosaceae
Product: palmitoyl-acyl carrier protein thioesterase, chloroplastic-like
Exons: 6
Coding region: 321-1487 (388 amino acids)
Biological process (GO): fatty acid biosynthetic process
Molecular function (GO): acyl carrier activity; fatty acyl-[ACP] hydrolase activity
Source: RefSeq, a predicted model, not a curated record
CAUGCCCUAAAACCAGAACAUCCUCACUAUGCAGUUUGAGACUCUACAAUAUAUGCCAAAACAAAUACUAUUAACUUUUUUUGUCUGCUCCUAAUACUCGAUCAAAACAAUGCAUAAAACCCAAAUUUCUAGCAGAAAUGUUCACCCUCUUCAUUAUACACAAGGCCAUAUCUUUGAGAUAUACAAUUCUAUAACAAGGGCCCCUAAUUUUCUUCCGCUCCCACUCUUUUUUUCUUUUGUUAAAUCCGUCCCUUGACAACUAUAAAAACAUUGCAUUACCCAUUUUACAGUUUCAAACUUUAUACCAAACUAAAACAAAAAUGGCCACCUUCUCAACUCUAGCCUACUUCCCCAUUACAAUUAGGUUCUCCUGGAAUAGGGCCAGCAGUUAUGAUCCGAACAAGAAGAGCCUGAACAACAUCAAGAUUAAUGGUACUUCAACAAAGUCCACAACCCAGCUUGACAUGGCAAGCGCUUUAACCUCAGUUGCUUACAUUAGUGAACAGCAAGUUCGACAGAAUAUUCCGACAACCAAGCAGUUUGUUGAUCAUUAUCGCCAAGGGAUGAUCAUCGAAGGUGGUGUAGGGUACAGACAGAGGGUGGUUAUUAGGUCUUAUGAAGUCGGUCCUGAUAAAACUGUAACAUUGGAGAGCAUCCUUAAUCUUCUGCAGGAAACAGCAUUGAAUCAUGUGUGGAUGUCAGGACUCCUCAGUGAUGGGUUUGGAGCAACUCAUGGAAUGAUGAAGCAUGAUCUCAUAUGGGUUGUGUCAAGAAUGCAAGUUGAAGUUGAUCACUAUCCAAUCUGGGGAGAAGUAUUGGAAAUUGACACUUGGGUUGGGGCAUCAGGGAAGAAUGGUAUGCGUCGAGACUGGUUAAUCCGAAGUGAAGCCACAGGUCAUGUUUUUGCUAGUGCAACCAGCACCUGGGUGAUGAUGAACCGAACAACAAGACGCCUCUCAAAAAUGCCAGAAGAAGUGAGAGCUGAGAUUGCACCUUGGUUUAUAGAGAAGCAAGCAAUCACAGAAGAUGUCCUAGAGAAAAUUGUCAAAUUGGACAACAAAGCCAAGUACAUGAACAACGACUUGAAGCCCAAGAGAAGCGACUUGGACAUGAACCAGCAUGUCAACAAUGUCAAGUAUGUGAGGUGGAUGCUUGAGACCAUCCCUGACCAAAUUUUAGAGGCUCAUCAACUGACAAGCAUCAUCCUAGAAUAUAGAAGGGAGUGUGGGAGCUCAGAUAUAGUUCAAUCACUGUGCCAACCCGAUGAAGACGGCAUUCUCAAAGAUGGACUGAAACAAGAUAAAGAAACCAGUCUCGUAAAUGGGUUUUCCUUGGCAGCUGAGAUUCUGGAGGGUAAUGGAUUCCUUGCAUCCUUUGGCAACCAAAAAUUACGGUAUACACAUCUCCUUAAAAUUGAUGGGGAGUCCCAAAAUGACGAGAUUGUUAGAGGAAGAACUACAUGGAAGAAGAAGUCCUUUUCGCCAUAGGAAAAUAUUUGUAUUAGGGAAUGGGGUCAGAAGCUUGUCCUCUAUGAACAUCAAGGAGAAUAUUUCUCAGCCCACGUACAUCAUGGGCAUGAUGUGGAGCUUGCUUCAAAUCCCAGAAGGAAUAUUUAUGCGUCUUGGCUCUGCUUCAGCUUCAUGGGAAGCUGAUUGAGAUCCUAAUAAACAAAGUUUAAUGGCAGGGUCCCCAAAAGAGCACGACAAAACUCAUCAUGGGUUCUACCGAGUGAAUAAGGGUGAAAUGUGUGGCGAUGAUUAAGAGGGUUUUGAUUUAAGGUCUGUAUGUAGCAGUUGUGGUAUUAUUUGGUCAAGAUUAUACUUGGAUUAUUUGGUCAA